Molecule: messenger RNA, 9452 nt
Organism: Anguilla rostrata (American eel)
Lineage: Eukaryota; Metazoa; Chordata; Actinopteri; Anguilliformes; Anguillidae
Gene: arhgef12b
Product: Rho guanine nucleotide exchange factor (GEF) 12b
Exons: 43
Coding region: 1757-6124 (1455 amino acids)
Biological process (GO): G protein-coupled receptor signaling pathway; intracellular signal transduction
Cellular component (GO): cytoplasm
Molecular function (GO): guanyl-nucleotide exchange factor activity; G protein-coupled receptor binding
Source: RefSeq, a predicted model, not a curated record
CAGAAGUGAGGCAGAGAUUGCGCGCGGCGGAGUGAUAGAAAGAUCUGCAAAUUUGCUGGAAAAGUCAUGGAAUAUUUGGGAAAAAAUGAAUAAUCGCACAGCAACGUAGCUACAGUAAGAGCGCAAAGGUUCACAAUCAGGACUAUGCGGUAUUGAUUACGAAAUUGCUGUUCUCCUCUUGUGAAUAACUACACCUACGUGGUCGAGAAAAUAACAACUAAGGGAAUUCCGCUGAGAAACAGGACAGCAAAACUACUGGAUUGUGAAAACAUGGAGACAAGGGGAGAAGCGAGCCGAGUCCAAGUUUUGGGAUUUUGAACCUGAAAUAAAACAUCAGGGAAUUCUUGGGGUCCUUUUAAACAGAAAAUGCUGUGGACUUUUAAUUCGACGCUCGGUUGUUUUUUUCGCUCGCUAGAUGUUCGUGAAUUGAUUAUUUAGGAGCAGAAGGAAAAUCGGCGAGCUAGCCUAAACUUAGCUAGCAGCUAGCUACUGUAACGUUAGCUAACAUCAAAGAAGAGUAAAGUUUUCUGCCGAAGAGCUCGUCUGAUUGUUUAAAUGAAAACCGUUUCAUUUUGGGUGUCUGUGAAAGGAAAACCGCUUUAAAGACUUAGAUACACGAUUUUGAAAUGAGUUGGGACUUGUAAACAAGAAAAGUGGCUACGGUUUCCAGAAGUCUCGAAGGGAGAGUGGAAGGUGUUUUUUUUUCUUUUUUGGGGAAAAAGUCUUCCCUUUUUUCACCAGUAGUAUACGGUAUCACGAAAGCAAAGAGGCCUAUUUCGAGACGGUGAAAGAUUCCUUGUGAAAAACCGAUGCCACAUAUUCAACGAGGAAUACAGCAGCGAUUCCCAAAUACGGGUUAGAAGUUCGUUACGGAUUAUUUUUCUCUUUGUUAUGAAAGUAUCCGAAAUCCCUACGAACACGACUGAAGAUAUUCACAAGCUGCAACCUACAGCGAUGCAGACUGGGAACACUAGCAUGGGAACAUUUCUGACGGGAAACUGAGAAGGAAAAAAAUUACAGCCUAUCUCGUAAUAGACUACAUCUAUCUGUCCGUCAGUUAGACAAAAUCUUUUUUUUUUUAAUCCCACAAAAAGCAACGGACAAAAAGUGAUGAUAACCGCUUUAAAUGAAAACAGGAAUAAUCGUGCAAGUGGACAGAGACGAAGAGUUGGAAAACGAGGAGAGUAUAUGGUUAUUUUGUGGGGAAACAAAUUAACAAUAGGUAUAGCUAACGUUAGCUAGCUAAUACUUCUCUGGCGGUAUUGACAAAGGCGGCUGCUGCUACGGUGGCAGACGAAGCGUGUUGGAGAGUCCGGGUUAGCAUUUUUAUUCUGAUAAAAAGCAUUAUCUAGUAUAGGCUAUAUCCAUUCCCUCAUUAAAUAUUUCCUGCUACUCCGAGAUAAACGUAGGAUUGCACAGCAGCAAACAUUUUUGCGCAUUUGUGGGUUAUUUUAUAAGAAGGAUAUUUGUUUACACGUUACACUGAUUUACGAUGUUUUUCCUUUCUUCUGUUCAUAUUACGAAGGAAAUAAAUAGCUAACCGUUCACAAAAACAACGGGGAUCCAGUGUUAACUAGCAUAUUUUAUAAGCUGAUAUUUCAGUCAACUGUCAUCAUUGCUCCUCGUUUUCAAACGUAUAUCACCUUGACGGAUAUUAAGGAGGGACCUGCUACUUUCCACAACACGGAUGGUUUUUGUUUUUUUGGUAAGAUGCUAAUUGGAUAAAAGCCGAAGACAAACUAGAAACAAAAGCCCAAUGAGCGGCACACAGUCUACAAUCACUGACAGGUUUCCCAAAAAAGCGACCAGGGCAAGUAGCAUUCUCAGCAAGGACCACCCCCCAGACAAGAAGCCCAAGAGUGACAAACAGACCACGCCCCCUUCGCAUGAGUUUGACCCUACAGAGCUGCUGGCACAGAGGAGCGGGAGUGUAGCCGAGGGGAAGGCAGAGCCCUGUGGGCUCGUCCAGCGAUGUGUGAUCAUUCAGAAAGAUGAGAAUGGCUUUGGGCUGACCGUGAGCGGAGACAACCCCGUGUUCGUCCAGCUGGUCAAAGAGGAUGGCGCCGCAAUGCGGGCUGGCGUUCAGACCGGUGACAGGAUCAUUAAGGUGAACGGGACCUUAGUGACGCAUUCAAACCAUGUGGAAGUCGUGAAGCUGAUUAAGUCGGGCUCCUAUGUGGCCCUCACGGUUUUGGGGCGGCCCCCGGGCUUGCCCCAGAUCCCCCUGUCGGAGGGCGAGGGGGACGUCGGGCUGCCCUCCGCGACGUCGCCGCACUCUCCGGGCCCGGCCGGGGGGGACCGCACCUCCAGCACCUCCAGCCCCUCCGACAGGAUCACCGCCCCGCUGCCCGUCUGGGAAGAGAAUAAUAUCGUUCACUCCCAGAAGGUGGACAUCUUGCAGAAGAUGCUGACCAAGGAGCAGCAGGAUUUACAGGCCAUGAAGGAGGAGUACAGCAGGAACCCCACUCCUAAACUACUGAAGGGCAUUCAGGAAGCCAAGAAGCACAUUCCACAGCUACAGGGCCAGCUGAGCAAGGCCACCGGGGGCACGCAGGAUGGCCUUCCUUCCCCUCGGCCAGGGGAUGUGCUGCAUUUGAGCGAAGCUGAAGAUGGCAGCACAGGCGAUGCAGAUCAGAUACUCUCCUCACGCAGCGAUAGCUGGGCCAACAGCACCCCUGUCACUCCCAGCCUGCCCUCCACCUUCCCAGAGAGCCCGUGCCAAAGAGACACGCCCUGUAACAGCCCAAAGACCACGCCCAGGGACAGCCUCAACUCCUGCCCCUCCCCCGAAACAGAGGACAUGCCCGACCCGGACUCUCACUCCCAGUCCAGUGUGGGAAGCCCCUCCCCCCGCCUCGCCCCGCAGAUCAUUGGCGCGGAGGAUGACUACUUUGACACUGAGCAGGAACAGAUAAAUGGCCAGUGUAGUUGUUUCCAGAGUAUUGAGCUGCUGAAAUCUCGCCCUGCUCACCUGGCUGCCUUCCUCCACCACGUGGUCUCACAGUUCGAACCCGCCCCGCUGCUCUGCUACCUCUACGCUGACCUGUACAAACAGACCAAUUCCAAAGAGACCCGUCGGAUCUUCAUGGACUUCCACACGUUCUUCAUGGACCGAGCCGCGAAUCUUAAAGUCGCCGUACCAGAGUCCAUUGCCUCUGAACUGGAGCGGCGGAGACCGGAGCUGAUUCCGGAGGAGCUCCACAGGCAGUAUGUGCAGGUUCUGCAGGACAGUCUGGUCCCCGACAUACAGAAAAACCUGGAGGACUUCAGGCAGAAGCGCAGCAUGGGCCUGACGCUGGCCGAGGCGGAGCUCGUGCGGCUGGACACGGAGCGGGUCAGAGACCGCGUGGCGCUGGAGAGGGAGCGCUCCUGCGCCGAACACAUCAUCUCCAAGAUCGAGGAAGUGCUGCUGACGUCACAGCCCACAGAAGAGGAGAAGUGCAGCACCAUGCAGUUUGUCAUCCUGACCUAUAUGAAGCAGCUGGGUGUGAGGGUGAAGGAGCCCCGGGGCCUGGAGCCCAAACGAGUCCGCAUACAUUUCCUGCCCAAGAUAAAGAAGAGCAUAAAGAUUGAAAAAGAAGGGGAAGAGAAAGUGAAGAAGCCUCGAUUUCCCAGCAUCCUCGGUCCUCCCAGGCGACCCAGUCGAAUCGACGCCCCCUCGAUAGGCAGAGCCAUGGAGAUUAAUAAGCCGCGGCCGCAGAAGCAGCUGUCCCAGCCAGCGAUGAACAUCACCCGGCGCCACCACUCCUCCCUCAGCUACUCGCACACCCAGAGCCCCGAGGGAGGCGGCCGCGAUUCGGACAGCGGCCUCACGCCCUCCUCCGCCCUCCCCAGGGUGGGCGAGGGCCUGCACACGAGCGACGCCCUGGACGGCACGCCCCACACGCCCAGCACUCACUUCGACUUCAGCUCCUGCAGCGUGGAGCAGAGGCAGGACGAGGAGCGCGACAGCGACAGGGCUCCGGACGGGGGCACACCCAGGCCCAUCAGGAGAAUGGACACUCUGGGCAGUGCUGAGCUCCAGAGCGAGGAUGACCAGGGUAAUGAAACGGAGCUGGAGCAGGACCCGCCCAACUGGCAGCAGCUCGUGAGCCGGGAGGUGCUGGCUGGGCUCACGCCGCACGAGAUCAAGAGACAGGAAGUCAUCAACGAGCUGUUCUACACGGAGCGUGCUCACUUGCGCACGCUCAAGGUGCUGGACAGUGUGUUCUGUCAGAAGCUCACCAGAGAAGCCAUCCUUCCUGCUGCAGACAUCAAGAACAUCUUCACCAACCUGGAGGAAAUCGUUCAGCUGCACGUUUCCAUAUCUGACCAGAUGAGUGCGAUCAGGAAGAAGACCGAGACGACGGUCGUGGACCUGAUAGGAGACGACCUGCUGUCCUGGUUCGGCGGCGGCGAGGAGGAGAAGAUCAAGCGAGCGGUCGGCACCUUCUGCAGCAACCAGCCCUUCGCCCUGGAGCUCAUCAAGACCCGGCAGAAGAAGGACACGCGCUUCUCCUCCUUCAUGCUGGAGGCGGAGAGUAACCGCCUGUGCCGCAGGCUCCAGCUGAAGGACAUCAUCCCGGCCGAGAUGCAGAGGCUCACCAAGUACCCCCUCCUCCUGGAGAACAUCGCCAAGUACACAGAGGAUGCUGAGGAGAAGGAGAAGGUCAAGAGGGCAGGGGAGUGCUGUAGACAGAUACUCAACUAUGUCAACCAGGCUGUGAAAGAAGCUGAGAACAAACAGAGGCUGGAAGACUACCAGAGAAGGCUAGACCUGUCAUCAUUGAAACAGAGCGAGAACCCCAUGAUCUCGGAGUUCAAGAAUCUGGACUUGACCAAGAGGAAGAUGGUGCAUGAGGGACCUCUCUCCUGGAAGGUCAACAAAGAUAAGACAAUCGAGCUGUACACGCUGCUCCUGGAGGACAUCCUGGUGCUGCUGCAGAAGCAGGACGAGCGCCUGGUGCUCAAGUGCCACAGCAAGAACCUGGCAGGCACGGCCGACACCAAGCACAUCUUCAGCCCCAUCAUCAAGCUCAACACCGUGCUGGUGCGCUCCGUCGCUACAGACAACAAAUCCUUCUUUGUGCUGUCCAUGUCCGAUAACGGAGCCCAGAUCUAUGAGCUGAUGGCGCAGACUGUGUCCGAACAGAGAACGUGGCAGUGUCUGAUCACGCAAAGGGCGGACUCCAUGAAGACGAAAGCGCACAAUGUCAUUCCUUUACCUCAGACGGACGGGGAGCGCGACGCAGUGGAGAUGAUCGGCGCCGGAGUCAAACUGAACAAGGACCCGGACCGCACUUCCACCGGAAGCAUCCAGUCCCCUGAGAAGGAUGGCAGCGCCUCUUCCGCAGGGGUGACGCAGACCCCGCCCCCGGGGUCCAACCCCUUCGAGGAGAUCAAAGCGGAGGAGGAAGGGGCGGAGCUGGAGCGGGAGGGGGAGGAGGUGCCGUACCUGGAGCCCGACCUCGCCGACAGGCUGCCCUUCCUGCCGCAGAGGUCGCGCCAGGGCGUGGCCGUGGACGACGACGACGCCGACCCCUUCUGCUUGCCCCCCUCCAGAGCGGAGGAGGCCCUGCGCACCUUGGCUACUCUACGGCAGGUCCUGGUAAGCCAGAUGAUGGCCCAGGAGGAGGGCGAGAGGGCGGGGCGAGCCGGCGGGGGCGGGCGGCUCCUGAGGACCACCUCCCUGAGGGGCCCCAUGGAGAGCACGGGGGCCCGGGUGUCCUCGGCCCCGCUCCGGUCCCCGGAGAACGGAGGCGGGAGGGAGGAGGCGGCUCGAGCGCUGGCCUCCGGGGACACGGGCUUCUUCGAGAGCUCGGAGGACUGCGCAGGUAGCUAUAUGGUUCUGGAAGGAUACGGGGGCUUGGGGGAGAGCAGCACCGAUGAGGACCUCCAGGGCGGCGAGAAAGAGCUGGGAGCUCGAUGGGUCUCGGCGGCAGACUCCGGGAUCGACCUGAAGAAGCUGCUCUCAGCCUCCUCGCAGCCAGGGGGCGCCCCUAACCUCGGCCGGCAGGUCAUGACACACCUGCGCGUGCUGCAGGCCAGCCUGCAAUACCUGAAGGAUGUGGAGAACAGAUAUAACCAACUACGCCAAAGUAUGGCAGCAGCUACUGACACAGACGAGAACAAAGACAAGAGUUAGUGCUGGCGGAGCUGCCCAGGCCCUGUGUCCAAACAUGAGGGAAGCGAUGGGGAUGGAGGGAGGGGCAGCCUCUUGUCUCUCUCCUUUGGGAUGUCCCAUUACAGCCUGUGCCCCUAAUCCCCCCACCUCCCACCAGCCAACCCCCCCCUCCCCAAAUUACUGCUGAGCCCCUAACCUCACAGAGACUGAAGAGAGCGAGUGAGAGGGAUGGAGGAGGGGCUUCCAAGAGGCUCCUCCCCUCUGCCAGCACAAGGCAAUCAGGGAGACAGACUGCCCUCAGAUGCAUGCUCUGGCCCCGCCUCUACCACAGUGACCCCACCCAACCCUACCAUUUUUGGGUCCACCCAGCCUCCCCCUCCCCCCUUCAUUCUACCAAUCCGAACAAAAACGAACUAUACCAAAAUGUAUAAAGCUUUGUGUUUAGAAUAUAUUAAACACAGAAACAAGAAGAAAAAAGAACAAGGAAAUUUUAAAAUAAUGUAUUUAGAUUUUGUUUUGGUUUUCUUUUUUUUCUUUUUUUACCCCGAGAUGUAUUUAUUUCAUUUUUUUUCUGUCAUUGUCCUUUGUCGUCGUCAUGGAUGUUGUUCUGAUUAUUGGCCCCCCAGUGUCCCCUUGCAUGCGUUUUGACCUUUUGGAACCUUUGCUGCCUCCGACCCCGUCCCACAGCGAUCACGCCCUCAGGAGGGAACCGAUGAGCCCCCCCCACCCACUCCAGCUGCAUUCGCGCCCCACUCAGCGCUAAUGUUGCGCAGCUUCUCCUCUCCCUUCUCGGGGCCCCUCCCGCUCGAUGGCUCCUAGCUCGCCAGAAAUCGGAGGCGCCAUCGCUUUCAGGCCGCCUCUGAUCAUGGACGCCUGUUUAGGAAACGGAAGCCCCUGUUCUGAGCCUGAGGUGAAGGCAAGAGCUAAAUGCCAGUUUGGAUCUCUGUGACCCUGGCGGCCUCUGUGAGGAACAUGGCGGCCUCUGUGAGCUUCUAAAAAAAGAUUAUUCGGCUGCGAGAGCGUUGCUCGUUUUGCUGUUCAUCCUCACGAGGUUGUGCCGAAACGCAGCCUGUGUGUGUGAGAGAGAGAGCUCCAGCUCCCCACGACCUGCACUGUCAGCCAGGCUGGUCUGUGUGUGUGAGAGAGAGAGCUACCCAUGGCCUGCACUGUCAGCCAGGCUGGUCUGUGUGUGUGAGAGAGAGAGCUACCCAUGGCCUGCACUGUCAGCCAGGCUGGUCUGUGUGUGUGAGAGAGAGAGCUCCAGCUCCCCACGACCUGCACUGUCAGCCAGGCUGGUCUGUGUGAGAGAGAUAGAGCUCCCCAUGACCUGCACUGUCAGCCAGGCUGGUCUGUGUGUGUGAGAGAGAGAGCUACCCAUGGCCUGCACUGUCAGCCAGGCUGGUCUGUGUGUGUGAGAGAGAGAGCUCCAGCUCCCCACGACCUGCACUGUCAGCCAGGCUGGUCUGUGUGAGAGAGAUAGAGCUCCCCAUGACCUGCACUGUCAGCCAGGCUGGUCUUGUGUGGAGAGAGAGAGCUACCCAUGGCCUGCACUGUCAGCCAGGCUGGCUGGUCUGUGAGAGAGAGAGAGCUCCCCACAGCCUGCACUGUCAGCCAGGCUGGGCUGUGUGUGGUAGAGAGAGAGCUCCCCAUGGCCUGCACUGUCAGCCAGGCUGGUCUGUGUGUGUGAGAGAGAGAGCUACCCAUGGCCUGCACUGUCAGCCAGGCUGGUAGUGGCACAUCGAGCUGUCAGUCCCAUCAGAGAGGAAAGCAAGCCAGGCCUGGCUCUGCAGGACCUUUUUCCCGCUUCUGUCCGUGUGUAAAAAUCCCGAGGUCUCAUUGCCAAUUAAACCAGCUACAGUAGUUUAGCCGCUUUGACGGACACGGAAACCUGGCCUUUGGAGGCGUCUCAGGAAUACGGAGUGCAUUAAUGACUACUCGUGUAGGGAUAUCACAGCCAGGUUCUUCUGCGCCCAUUCCAAUUUUCAAGGCAGCCGUAUCUUUCUCAGUUCAGUUGUGGUUUGGGGGGGGGGGGUUGAGACCUGAAUUUGAUUUUUAAUAAUGAAAUUGUUUCCAUUCAUGUGGCAGAGAAAGGGAACUGUGGGAAUAUUUCAAAUGAAAGUGGCUGAAGGAGUGAUGCUGUAGAGACCACACUUAUUUUCAGAUGCCUCAUUUUGAGCUGCCUGAAUCCUCCAGUUUUCAUUGGUGGUACUUUGGACUUUGUAAGGAAUCCACUGCUUUGGAGCCACACAGUGUUAUUAGUGUUAUAACCAAGGCAAAAGAAGACUGCCUGCUAUUCACUUCAAUAACUGCCCCUAAAAUAAUGUAUUAAUCUUUUUUCCCUUCUGCUGAAGGACAGCCUUCCCGACCUCCAGACAUGGAGCUCUGCAUUACCCCCCAGAGCAAGGCUCAAGCCCCCUCUCAGCUUUUGAACUGUGUGUGUGUGUGUGUGUGUGUGUGUGCGCACGUGUGGUCGCGUGCCUGCCUGUGUGCGUACAUGUUUUUGUUUUUUUUUCUUACCGUGUUACUGUACAACGUCCUUCGGAAACAAGCUACUGAAGACCUUUUCACUCGCAAAUGGAGGUUAUUGGGUGAGAUUGAGGAGUUUGUGGAUUUUAGGUUCAGAUUGAGGACUUCACAAUGGUCAAUCUGCUCCAGUUCAUACUUCAACCAAGCUACUCCAGUUCAUUCUUCAACCAAGUUACAGGACUCUCGUCUGCAAAGGCUUCAUCUGGGACACUUGGAUUUAAAAAUGAAAAAAAAGAAGAAACUAAAAAGCUAAACACAUGAAUGCAGGAACCUUAAAAAAGGAACUUUGUGGAUAAUUUUUAAUGUAAAAAAUGUACAAUUAUGACCAACACUGCAUCUCUUAACUAGACAAAGAAACAACAUCUUCAUAAUUCUUUUUUGUUGUUUUGUUGUUAUUUCUUGCUUUCUACAUCAUACAAUCAUUUAUUCUUUUAACAGAAACUACUAAAAAAGAGGAAUAAAUAAAAAGACUGCAAAGUAUCCCUAAAAAUAUUAAUGCAAUCUGUAUUUUUAUUGCUCAUUUUGUCUAGACGUUUGAGGUAUAUUUUUUAUUAAUUAUUAUGAAUAUUAUUAUUAAUAUGGUCUUGGUUUCCUGUUCAAAACAUGAAUGAUAGCUCUUUUAGUUGAGAUAUUCUAUUUGAACAAACUGAUAUAUUGUUCAAUACGAAAGACAAGAUGAUAAAUUGUGUAUUUUUUAUUUUAUUUUACUUUUGUGUGGGGUGGGGUGGGGGGAUAUGAGAACUGGGAUGCAGAUUCUCGGCCAAAAAAAAUACAAAACAAAAAAAUGUUUAAAUAUCAUUAAACAUGCUUGGUGGAAACUUGG